Molecule: messenger RNA, 2147 nt
Organism: Mus musculus (house mouse)
Lineage: Eukaryota; Metazoa; Chordata; Mammalia; Rodentia; Muridae
Gene: Pramel5
Product: PRAME like 5
Exons: 4
Coding region: 109-1611 (500 amino acids)
Biological process (GO): negative regulation of cell differentiation; positive regulation of cell population proliferation; negative regulation of apoptotic process
Source: RefSeq, marked validated
CCCUGUGGGACUGAGCAACUGUUAGAUCCUUGGACUUCCAUUCACAGCUACUACUGGGACAUCGUUGUGAAUUGGGCUGCAGACUCAUCAGCCUACCUGAAAGCUACAAUGAGCUUCAAGGACCCACCAACACUCCAGCAGCUGGCAAGAAGAAGCCUGCUGAAAGAUGAAGCCUUGACCAUCUCUGCUCUGCUGAACCUGCCUGUGCAACUCUUCCCACCACUCUUCAAGGAUGCAUUCACCAGCAGACAACGUAAGAUCCUGAGCCUGAUGGUGGCAGCAUGGCCCUUCCCAGUCCUUCCUGUGGGAGCUCUGGGUGGGAUUGAUCACCUGGAGACCCUGAAAGCUGUACUAGAUGGCCUUGAUUUGCUGAUGUCACAAAAGGAUCGACCUAGCAGGUGGAACCUACAAGUGCUUGAUUUGGGAAAUGCCCACCAGGACUUCUGGGAUGGUUGGGCUGGACUACUUCAUGAAGUCUGCUCUCAAGAUGUCUUUGGCAAGAACCAACCAGUGGGAAAUCAUCCCAUCCCAGGGGGGAAACAGACCAUAACUAUAAAAAUGAAUCUUUCCCUCAAGUACUGCCGACAUUCUAAAUACCUAAACUAUUUGCAUUGGUGGGCCGAGCAGAGAAAAGAUGGGAUACAGGUGAUCUGUGAGAAGCUGGAGUUUACGGGCCCUCACUGUCCCGAACUGAGGUUCUUGAAGUUUUCUUUUGUAGCCUCAAUCCAGGAAUUGGCAAUAAAGUCCAUACACUGGGAUAUAUAUAACCUUGCAUUGAUAGCCUCUUGCCUGGGCCAGAUGAAAAACCUCCAGAAACUCAUUCUCAUGAACAUCAGGAGACCUCCUGACCUUGCAGACCUACAGGAAGCCCAUAUUGUUACAGAGAUCUUUUCUGAGUUCUCCAAACUGCAUAAGGUUCACUAUCUCCAUGUGAAUAAUGUCUACUUCCUGAAAGAACGCCUGGACCAAAUGCUCAGGUGCUUUGAGCGUCCAUUAGAGACCCUUGCUAUCACUCAUUGCAGGCUUUCAGAAUUAGACAUGAGGUAUCUGUCCCAGUGUCCAAGCAUCCAUCAGCUCAAAUACCUGGACAUGAGUUACACCACCUUCAAGCCUUCAAGUCAUCGAUUUCUAGGAAGCCUACUAGAAAGACUGACAGCUACUCUGCAGACAUUAAAAUUGGAGUGCUUUCACCUCACGGACUUCCAAAUCCGUGACCUUCUGCCUGGGCUGAGCCAGUGUUCCCAGCUCACUGAAGUUGAUAUUGCGAUGAAUGAAUUUUCCGUGGUCAGCCUGAAGAAGCUGCUGAAGCAUACGGCCAACCUCACACAGCUGACCCUGGAGAAGUACCCUGCCCCUGUUGAAGUCUAUGAUGACGGUCAUAGUGUUAUUUCAGACAGAUUUGUACAACUUUGUUCUGAGCUUAUGAACACACUCAAGGGUGUAAGGCAGGCAAAGCAGGUCUAUUUUGUGAGUAUGCCGUGUUUACGUAAUUAUGAAUUCCUCAUUUAUAAUUUGAAGGGCCUGGAUUCUUCUGAGCAAUUAAGAAGGAGAGGUCUUUCCUGGGCUCUGAUAAAUGGAGAGCAGGUCUCAAGAGACUCAUUACAGUUAUAGAACAUAUGUAUUCAAGCAUUUUCGGAUGUACUUUGGAAAGAUAAUUAUUUCAUUUUCUUUGAAUGUCAGUCAAAUUCUUCUGAUUUGAGGUAGUUGUGUUGAGAUGGAAAAUCAUGAGCUUAUUUUCAGCCUAAUGUCUACAGUACAGACAAACCCUUGAACAGCAAUUAUAUCUGAAAAUUGUAGGGGUUCAUUCCAGCACUUUCUGAGUAUGAGGGACCCUAGAAGUAGGGAAGGGGAUAAAGAGUGAGGACAUUAUAAAGAUCAUAAUGGACUUGAAUAGGAGGUCUCUGUUUCAUUCUCCCUGCAGAUGGCAUCCACCUUUUUGCUCUCCCCUUACUGUUCUACAGUAUAUGGACUUAUUUUUAUGGAGUAUAAGUCUGACUGAACCUUGGAGUAUUUUUGUAUUAGACUGUUAUCACUAUUAAGCUGUAUCUCUUUCUUGGGGAGGUCCAGUAGCCUGCUAUUAUCUUCUACCACCACUGUUACCAUUAUAAUUUCUCAUAGGUUCUAAUAAAUCUGUUUUGAAUAAGCAA